This is a messenger RNA of Phalaenopsis equestris, 1121 nucleotides long. RefSeq lists its product as uncharacterized. NCBI's taxonomy places the organism in Eukaryota, Viridiplantae, Streptophyta, Magnoliopsida, Asparagales, Orchidaceae. The record is from RefSeq and is a predicted model, not a curated record.
CCCUUUGGGGCGCCCCCCUCUCCGUCUCACGUUGCGGCCUCUACCACUCUUCCUACUCCAACUCCUAUGUCAAUCUCGCCAUCUUCGAACCGGGCGCCACCUCCCGCGGCGCCCUCUGCCUCUCUCUCGGACAGUCCGCCGAGCACCUUGUCCAUCUUUUCUGCAUCGUCCCCCGCCAUCAAAUCAUCCACGAUUCCCUAAUCUUCCGCUACUCCGACGCAGAACUGACGGAUCACCUCAUCGCAUCCGCCGAUUUAUCCCGGCGGGGGAUCGACGAGCCCUGGCGGAAGAAGAUCAAUGCCCUCAUUCCACCUCAGGGGAUCUACAUCAAGCAUAUCCACACAGGGGAAGACGUCCUGGUUUCACGCCGCGUUAUCGCGGUUUUCCUCCUUAUGACCAUGGCGGAUUUCAGCGACCAGUUGUUUGGAUUCCAGGAUCGACUCUUUGAGAACGAAGAUGGCCGGCUUGAGUUCAGCGGAAGCAAUGUUUUCGGAGCUCUGUGGCCGGGGGAUGGCAGACCCGGGUUAUGGAUGAGUUCUAUUUCGCGAAUGGGGGCAGUCUAUAAUCUCAUUGUGAAGGAAGAAGACAUCUAUAUGGAAGAGAAGAGAAGAGAGGGGAGAAGAGUGGAAGAAGAGGAUGAGGACAUUGACCUGGUGAUUCCGCCGGUGUUCGAGAGCUGCACUAGGGUUUUGGACCCAAUCGAUCAGAAAACGGCGAGGGAUCUGUACUGGGAGGCGGUGACCGGCGGCCGCGGAAGCGGGGAUGGAGGGGAGAGGACGGAGAAGCUGUUGAGGGAGAGCUGCGAGAAGAAUCCAUUUGUUGGGGAGCCCCAUGUGGUCUUAGCGCAGGUUUAUUUGGGGAUGGAGAGGUGGGAGGAUGCGGAGGGGGAGGCAGAGAGGGGGCUGAGGUUGUUGUUGGAAUGGGGGAGUGCAUGGGAUAAGAGGGUGGCAUGGGAGGGCUGGGUGGCUUGGGUUAGGGUUUUGCUCAUGAAGGCUAAGGAGAAGGAUUGGCCCAAGAAUCCUUUUGGGAUUCUUAACCUUGGUUUGGUUAGGUGAAGGGUAUUUCUAUGAAGUAAUAUUAUUAAGUACUAAUAAUAUGUGUGUGAAGAGGUAUAUUUCAAA